Messenger RNA from Hyla sarda, 2285 nucleotides. RefSeq names its product coagulation factor VII-like. Lineage: Eukaryota; Metazoa; Chordata; Amphibia; Anura; Hylidae. Gene Ontology annotation, molecular function: serine-type endopeptidase activity; calcium ion binding. The transcript is spliced from 9 exons. The record is from RefSeq and is a predicted model, not a curated record. Gene Ontology annotation, biological process: proteolysis; blood coagulation. Gene Ontology annotation, cellular component: extracellular region. Bases 118 to 1692 code for a protein of 524 amino acids.
GAUCUGCCGACCUCACAGGUAUACCCACUAUACAGAUACAUCAACACAUUACAGAGCCUACCUCAAGACCAUCCGUAGUGUUCUUACACUCCCACCAAGUCCAGGCACAUUAACACGAUGAGACCUUUCCUGUACGUUACACUGUUUCUGCUGUCUACCUCAUCCUAUCAAUCAGUUUUUAUUAAGAGAGAGAAAGCUCAUCAUGUCCUACGAAAAAGAGCAAAUCAUUUUCUGGAGGAAAUCCUUCCUGGAAAUCUAGAACGAGAAUGUUAUGAGGAGAUGUGUUCAAGAGAGGAAGCAAGAGAAAUUUUCAAGUCUCCAGAAAAAACGACAGAGUUUUGGUAUCACUAUAAAGACCUAAGUCCAUGUAAAGAAAAUCCUUGCCAUAAUGGGGGAAUUUGCCAGCAGUAUCACUAUACUUACACAUGUCUAUGUCCACCACUCUACACUGGAAGGCACUGUGAAAAUGUACGGUAUGAAUGCUGGUAUAACAAUGGAGGAUGCUGGCAGUACUGCACAGAUACAGCACGGGCACUCAGUGUAACCUGUUCCUGUGCACAGGGGUAUACCCUUGAGGACGAUGGUAAAAAAUGUGCCAAAUCAGCCCGUUUCCCAUGUGGACUCACCACCAGUUCAACGCGCUCACUGCUAGAACUGGAAGAGCCGCUUGGUCUCUCCAAUUUUGAGUUUCCUGAUACAGAGAAUCCCUUUUCCAAUUCCACAGCAGCCAUAACCCCUGCAAACAGUCUAAAUAAUAGCACAGAAAUGCAGCAAAAAACUGAGACAGAAUGGCUGCAAACAUCAGAUGUGGGGAAUGACACUUCUCGGAAUGUCACUGGAAUAGAGAGUAAGAACAUUACUAUGAGGAGUGAGGAUGGAAACGGAACAACCUGGUCUGAUGACUUCUUAGGGAGAACCCUGCCUAGUGAAGACACAUCAGAAUAUGAUCGGAUUGUUGGUGGGAUGCGCUGCGAGCUGGGACAAUGCCCCUGGCAGGUUAUGAUUCGUACUUCUAGAGGAACAGACUUCUGCAGCGGGAGCCUGAUAAGCCAUCGUUGGGUAGUGUCUGCCGCUCACUGCUUUGAAGGCAUUGACCCACAUCAUGUUACCAUUGGAGAUUAUGACAAAUUCCAGCGGGAUCAGGAUGAACAGAAGAUUGCAGUACUUAAAGUUUUCUCUCAUCCAUACUAUUUGGGGGAACAUUAUGACCAUGACAUUGCCCUUUUGUACUUACGUAGCCCAGCCAUUUACAGUGACUAUACACGACCGAUCUGCUUGCCUAUCCCUGGCCUUGGACGUCAACUUACUCAAGAGGGUGAGGUAGGGCAAGUAAGUGGUUGGGGAGCAACACAUUAUAAAGGGCGUUCAAGUCGCUUCCUACUAAGGGUUCGAUUACCUAUUGUCAGCCAAGAAACUUGCAUGGCCUCUACUGAUAUGGUGCUAACAGGGAACAUGUUCUGUGCUGGAUACGAUAUUGAGGCAAGAGACUCUUGUAAAGGAGACAGCGGAGGUCCAUUUGCUGUGGCAUAUCGUAACACCUGGUACCUGGUAGGUGUGGUGAGCUGGGGAGAAGGAUGCGCCAAAGAAGGAAAAUAUGGAGUGUACACAAGAGUAUCUAACUAUAUAUCCUGGAUAAAAGACACCAUUAUAGAAACAGAGGGAAUUGAUGAGCCAGUUGUAAACACAUUGUAAGAACAAUGGAUAUUUAUCAUACAAUAUAAAUAUGGAGUAAAAGUUUGAACUAAAGAGACUGCAUCUGGCUGAAAGUCUUCAUGAAGGAAACUCAUUGUGUUAACAGUCCAUAUUUUGGAAGUGUACGCCACCAAAAAGUCUUGCACAGUUAUGAGAAUUGGACGAAGACAAAGCUGAUGAGGCUGUAAUUCCCAGCUCAGUAGGAGUGGAAUCCAUGAUCCUAUACAACCAGUUGAUAGCAAACUAUAAAAGCAAUGUCUUAAUGCAAAUUACAAAGACUGGAUUCACACAGAAGAGAUUUAUAAUAUCCCGUCCAAGGAAAAAUGGAGCAGUUGUCCUUUCAGCGGAUCUUUAGAAAAUGAAGGGGGCAUGGUGACAGUUGUGGGCAACUGCUUCACUUUUCCAUUGCACUAGAUCAGAGGGUAAAUCACUGCUUACCAAUACAGGCUGUGUACCCGCAUACACAACAAUGAUAAACAUAUAUAGAGGAAAUACAAGCCCGUCUGGAGCCUUCCUAAAGUAGUAUCACCAAUUCGAGCAUUACUUCAUAGGUACUGGAUUCACGGCGCUGACCAGGACAAAGGACUGCUGGA